Messenger RNA from Trachemys scripta elegans, 969 nucleotides. RefSeq names its product olfactory receptor 51G2-like. Bases 34 to 969 code for a protein of 311 amino acids. The transcript has a single exon. NCBI's taxonomy places the organism in Eukaryota, Metazoa, Chordata, Testudines, Emydidae. Gene Ontology annotation, cellular component: membrane. The record is from RefSeq and is a predicted model, not a curated record. Gene Ontology annotation, molecular function: olfactory receptor activity; G protein-coupled receptor activity. Gene Ontology annotation, biological process: G protein-coupled receptor signaling pathway.
AGUUCAAAACUCCUUGGAACUACCCAGUACAUUAUGUCAGCUGUCAAUGACACCAAAUUCAGAUCUGUUGUGUUCCUUCUCACCGGCAUACCUGGGCAGGAAUACCUCCAUCUCUGGAUCUCUAUUCCUUUCUGCUUUAUAUAUGUUAUCUCAAUAUUAGGAAAUUCAGUCAUUCUGUUCAUUAUAAAAACAGAUCCAAGCCUUCAUGAACCCAUGUACAUUUUCCUUUCCAUGUUGGCUAUCACUGACUUUGGGUUAUUGAUAUCCACCAUACCAACGAUACUGGGCAUAUUCUUGUUUAACUCUAGGGAGAUCAGCCUCGAUGCCUGUUUUACCCAGCUGUUCUUCAUCCACUCGCUUGCAAAAAUUGAAUCCUCCAUGCUGUUACUGAUGGCCUUUGACCGCUUCAUCGCAAUCUGUAACCCACUGAGAUAUGCUGCCAUCUUAACUACACCGAGAAUAGCCAAGAUGGGGUUGGUGUUUGUGAUAAGAGGGGUGGCCGUAGCAUUACCAUUCCCCAUUCUUCUGAAACGGUUCCGAUACUGUCGAGCCAACGUACUCUCCCAUUCCUACUGUCUGCACCAGGACAUCAUGAAAUUGGCUUGUUCAGAUAUCAGAGUCAACUACAUCUAUGGCUUGUUUACUACACUCUUCACGUUUGGGUUGGACUCACUGCUCAUCUUCCUCUCUUACAUGAUGAUCCUCAAAACAGUGCUGAGCAUCGCAUCCCACGCGGAGUGCCUCAGGGCCCUGAACACCUGCGUCUCCCACCUCUGUGCCGUCCUGCUCUUCUACACACCAAACAUUGGCUUGGCUGUGACACACAGAUUCGGGAAUAGCUCUUCUCACUUGCUUCAGAUUCUCCUGGGCUACAUCUACCUGCUGGUCCCACCCCUGAUGAACCCAAUCGUUUACAGCGUGAAAAGCAAACAACUUCGUGCGAGGAUAAUCAGGGCAUUUGUCAAGUGA